CAGGCGUCAUCACGCUGCCGUUUUCUCGGUGACGCUAUUGGUGCGGGAAAGCCAACUUGUUGACAAACCUCGGACGGUUUAUCUCCUCGUGGCGGGGACUCGUUACACAGAGAUUGAAGUGUCGCAGGUCAUCUUAAUCUUCAUCCAUGGAGUCAGAGGGAGCUGAGUCCCGGUCGUCAGGCCCAGGGCCAAUUGAAGGUUUCCACUCUCUUCGUGAGCGUACGAUCGCAGAGAACAGCAUGGUAGUCCUGCUGCAGGGUCUGCAGGGACAGGUGACCACGGUGGACCUGAGGAAUGAGAGCACGGCACAGGGACGUGUCAUCAACGUGGACGCCUUCAUGAACAUACGGAUGCAGGAGGUGCUGUACACGGACCAGCGGGGUCAGCUCACCCGGCUACAGGACCUGUUCAUCACCGGCAGGAACAUCCGCUACGUUCACAUCCCAGACCACAUGGACAUAAUGAAGACCAUCGAGAGCCAGCUGGCCAAGAUCCACAGAGCCCGACACUUCGCCAGAGAAGGAGGAGGCAGAAAAGAGUUUGCCAAGAAAAAUAAAUGACUUUUCUCUUUCAUUCAAGGACACGAAACUCUGCUGCUUGUUUAAGUCCAAAAAUACUCAGAGACAAACCACUUAGAUCUGUAGAUCAGCACUUUAAGGUCUGAGGGUCACAAAGUGAGUUGAGGACAGAAAAACACACAAUCCGACUUUUGUCUCUUUUUUCAUUGUGAAAUAUUGGAAAGUUUCACUCCAGGUUUCUUAAAUCCUUAAAAUGAAACAAUCUGAGAAGUUUGGUUGAACUGCUCCCAACUUAUGUUUGAGUUAAAGUAUCAAACACGUUAAAUGGACUGAUACUCUUAAAAAAAUAAAUAAAGAUAUGACAGUUAUUUUCCUUAUUAAUUAAUCUACACAUUAUUUUCUUGAUUCAUUUAUUAAUAUUUUGUCUAGAAAAUAUGAAAAAUGCAGAUCUUAAGAAACAUUUUGUUUAAUCUAAACUAACAGUGGAAAACACAAAGAUACUGAUGUUUGUGAAGCCAUUUGUCAUUUUGACCAGAAACUAUCAAUUGAUUAUUGAAAUAGUUGCUGAUUACUUUUCUGUUAAUCAAUUUAUCAGCUAAUUGUUGCAGCUUUAGAAAUAACAAACCUUUUUUGAUGAAGAAUAGUAAGUCAGAUGUUCCACAGUGGAGAAAUAAUCUGGUCAGCGCCAUCUGGUGGACACACUGAUGACGACACUGUUUCUGGGAGUUAAAAAACAAUGAAUUCAGUUUCCUCAAAAAGAUGCGAACACUGUUACAAUAGUUGCUGAGCACAAACAUUAAAAGAACAUUUUCUUAAUACAUAGAGAUGCUGAUGAGCUUUCUUAAAAAUAACAUAAAUGUUAGAUUCAAAUGAAAAGAAGUUUUCUGUCAGCACCUAAAAUUUCUGUAAUUAUCUACCAGAGGGAUUUUGGGCUGAGUCAUGUAGUGAUGGAGGCAUCAUUCAACAUAAGCUGACAGUGACUGUGUCUUCAGCAAAUUUAAUAAAGUCAUACAGACUUUGCCGAGAAAGAAAGUUUUUCUGCAAGAAAAUGUGGCCCAAAGAAAAGCUGAUGAAAAAUGAAAUAAAUUCAUUCUCCUGCCAAAAACCUGUUACUGUACAACUCCUUUAUAACAUCAUGAGGUUCCAUUAUAACAACUUUACAACAACUCAGUUAUAACAACUUUAUAAUCACUCCAUUUCAACAGCUUCAUAUUGACUCCAUUAUAAGGCUCCGUCGUCAUAACUUUUUAAUGACGCCAUUAUAACAACUCUGUUAUAACAACUCCAUUAUAACAACUUUAUGACUCCAUCACAUUAAUUCCGUUACAUCACAGAACUGGUUUAUUUAAAUAAAAUGGAACAUGUCACA
Molecule: messenger RNA, 1887 nt
Organism: Seriola aureovittata
Lineage: Eukaryota; Metazoa; Chordata; Actinopteri; Carangiformes; Carangidae
Gene: lsm10
Product: LSM10, U7 small nuclear RNA associated
Exons: 2
Coding region: 147-560 (137 amino acids)
Biological process (GO): mRNA 3'-end processing by stem-loop binding and cleavage
Cellular component (GO): cytoplasmic U snRNP body; nuclear body
Molecular function (GO): histone pre-mRNA DCP binding; U7 snRNA binding
Source: RefSeq, a predicted model, not a curated record